CGUAGCUAAGCAGAGCGAAGGAAGAGUAGAGAAAGCUUUUUUUUUUUGUUGGUAAAGGAAGGAAGAGAAGGUAUUGCCAUGGCGUCGAGGAGGAUUUCUUCUCUGCUCUCUCGCUCUGUAGCUUCUUCGUCUUCUUCGCUUCUUCUCAGAGGGAAGAUCCCACACAUAAGCAGAUACAGCACAGCUGCUGCUGCUCUCGGGGAGCCGAUUCCUCCACCGGUGAAGGUUGAGUACACCCACCUCCUAAUCGAUGGAAAAUUCGUCGAUGCAGCCUCUGGNAAAACUUUCACUACAUUGGACCCGAGAACAGGGGAAGUGAUCUCUCAUGUGGCCGAGGGUGACUCUGAGGACGUGAACCGAGCGGUUUCGGCUGCUCGUAAGGCCUUUGAUGAGGGACCGUGGCCUAGAAUGACUGCUUAUGAAAGGUCCAAGAUCUUACUGCGUUUUGCUGAUUUGAUCGAAAAACACAACGAUGAGAUCGCAGCACUCGAGACAUGGGAUAACGGAAAACCUUACGAACAAUCUGCCAAGAUCGAAGUGCCAAUGCUCGCACGUCUUUUCCGAUACUAUGCCGGUUGGGCAGACAAGAUCCAUGGUCUGACGGUUCCAGCUGAUGGUCCGCACCAUGUGCAGACUCUCCACGAACCAAUAGGGGUCGCUGGUCAGAUCAUCCCUUGGAAUUUUCCUCUUCUAAUGCUCGCAUGGAAACUAGGACCUGCAUUAGCAUGUGGAAACACCGUUGUCCUCAAGACAGCCGAGCAGACUCCUCUGUCUGCUCUCUACGCAGGGAAACUUCUUCAUGAGGCUGGACUUCCCCCUGGUGUUGUAAAUAUAAUUUCUGGAUUUGGUCCGACGGCUGGUGCAGCCAUCGCUAGUCACAUGGAUAUCGAUAAGGUAGCUUUUACGGGUUCUACCGAAACGGGAAAGGUUGUUCUUGAGUUGGCUGCCAAAAGCAAUCUUAAGCAAGUGACUCUGGAGCUGGGGGGAAAGUCGCCAUUCAUCGUAUGUGAAGAUGCUGAUGUAGAUAAGGCUGUUGAGCUUGCCCACUUCGCUCUGUUCUUUAACCAGGGACAAUGCUGCUGUGCCGGCUCACGCACGUUCGUACAUGAGCGUGUGUAUGAUGAAUUCGUAGAGAAAGCAAAAGCUCGGGCUAUCAAACGUGCUGUCGGCGAUCCUUUCAAGGCGGGCAUCGAGCAAGGUCCUCAGGUGGACUCAGAACAGUUUCAGAAGAUAUUGAAGUACAUAAGAUCAGGCAUUGAGAGUGGAGCCACUCUCCAAGCUGGAGGAGACCAACUUGGUUCCAAGGGAUACUAUAUCCAACCCACCGUUUUCUCGGAUGUGAAGGAUGAGAUGCUGAUCGCAAAUGAUGAGAUCUUUGGACCUGUUCAGUCCAUUCUGAAAUUCAAGGAUCUUGAUGAGGCGAUAAGGAGGGCGAAUAAAUCGAGGUACGGGCUAGCAGCAGGGGUGUUCACGCAGAACCUGGACACGGCGAAUAGGCUGAUGAGGGCACUGAGGGUUGGGAGUGUGUGGAUAAACUGCUUCGAUGUGUUCGAUGCCUCUGUUCCGUUCGGAGGGUAUAAGAUGAGUGGCUUCGGACGAGAGAAGGGAAUCUACAGUCUCAAUAAUUACUUGCAAGUCAAGGCAGUUGUUACUCCCCUCACCAACCCUGCCUGGCUCUAGUCCCAUGCCUGAUGCCAUGUCAGUGAUGGCGAUGAUGAUGAGACAAGACAUUGUUAUUUGGCACGACAAAAGAAUAAAGAUCAACAGCCAGAGAGUAAUCCCUUUUCCUUUUGAUCAAAACCUUGAUGGUUGUAUUCAUAGACAGAGGUAUCACGUAAACCCUCCAAAACAUAUUUGCGGUUUUGACCUAAAUUUUCUGAAAUUCAAAUAAGAGAGACUAAUUUACUUGUUCUUUUUUAUAAUACUGAUACCCAGAGGUGGGUUUGAACAGUGGUUGUAGAAAGCACUUGUAUGUAGCACA
Tarenaya hassleriana is the source of this 1981-nucleotide messenger RNA. RefSeq names its product aldehyde dehydrogenase family 2 member B7, mitochondrial. Lineage: Eukaryota; Viridiplantae; Streptophyta; Magnoliopsida; Brassicales; Cleomaceae. The record is from RefSeq and is a predicted model, not a curated record. The transcript is spliced from 11 exons. Bases 79 to 1680 code for a protein of 533 amino acids. Gene Ontology annotation, molecular function: aldehyde dehydrogenase (NAD+) activity.